This is a messenger RNA of Dimorphilus gyrociliatus, 637 nucleotides long. The record is from the annotation of a GenBank genome assembly. NCBI's taxonomy places the organism in Eukaryota, Metazoa, Annelida, Polychaeta, Dinophilidae.
GAUGCCAAAGAGAUUAAAUGUGCCAUAUUUUGGAGUUGCUAUGUCAAAGAAAUUUGAAUAUAGUUAUUAUGAAAUCUUAGGUUUAACAAAUGAUGCUACAAAAAAGCAAGUAAAAGAUGCCUAUGUCAAAUUAUCUAAGCAAGUUCACCCUGACGUCAAUCGAUCGGAUCCUAAAAGUCAUGAUAAAUUCGUAGAGGUUCAAGAGGCAUAUAGGAUUCUUAGUAGUCCAACAGAAAGGCAGCAAUAUGACGCUUCGCUGGCUACGCGAGGAAUGCAUAAUCGUCCUAUCCACGCCACGGAAUAUCAUCAAAGUAGACCUUAUACUCAACAAGGAGAAAACAAUGAUAUCUAUAACGAAGAAAUGCAAUGGUAUGCUAGAAGUCAACAGAAGUUCUACUAUGGAUCUAGAAAGAGGUCAAAGCCAAUGGUAGUCAUAUUUGGUUUGGGCUUAAUAGCAUUGGGAAUGGCCUUGCAUACAGGUGCAUAUACAUGGUCAUGUAAACAUAGGAAGGAAAUUAUGGAUGAAAGAGAUAAAAUAAAUUUCGCCCACCUAAAUCGAUCGAGGGAGCAAGCAAGGACUCUAGGGAAUACUAUUCAAUUGGAACUCAUACAACAGCGCUGGAAAGAAGACAAAUAG